Messenger RNA from Humulus lupulus (European hop), 2308 nucleotides. RefSeq lists its product as uncharacterized. Lineage: Eukaryota; Viridiplantae; Streptophyta; Magnoliopsida; Rosales; Cannabaceae. The record is from RefSeq and is a predicted model, not a curated record. Bases 43 to 2043 code for a protein of 666 amino acids. The transcript is spliced from 2 exons.
UCGUAUGAUAUUAUAUGAACUAGUAAAAUUGUGAGAGAAUUAAUGGAGGAGGGCUCGUUUCAACAUUUCACUCAUGAACAACAUCCUUUAAUCUAUAAAAGUCAGUCCCCAUUUUUCAAGUCAAAAUCAUUAUUCAGUUGCCAUAUAUGCAAUCACUUAAUCAGUCCAUCGGAAAGGCAUUACUUUUGUCAAUAUUUGAUUUGCAACUUUCACAUCCACAAACAUUGUGGGGAGUUACCAAGGCAUAUCAACAGCUCCUUCCAUGGUGUGCACCAUCUUACUCUCCUUAAGAGAUCAUCGUUGCAAAACUCUGUUCAUUGCUUUUAUUGUGAGAAGGCCUUCGGAGAUGAAUAUGCGUACACUUGCGAUGAGUGUGAUUUCUACAUGCAUACCAAUUGUGGUUUGAUCCCGCAGCCCACAAUAACAAACCACUGUGGUGAAGACAACGGUGAUGAUGAUCAUGGCGUCAUUCAAUUCUCAUGCCACCAACAUCCAAUGGCACUUAUCGAGGUUGAAGGUGGCGAGCACAUUAAUCUUGGUAAGAAAUGCUUUGCAUGUCAAUUGCCUUGGUCCAGUCCAGCCUAUUCUUGCACAACACUUACAUGUGAGAAUUUUUUCCAUAAGUCGUGUGUAGAUCAUCUUCCACAAACAAUUCAACAUCCUUUUCAUUCACACAAACCUCUUAUCCUUCAAAUCAGUAAGCCUCGGUCUUGUAGUGUUUGUUUUAAAAAAGAUUGCAGACUCAUUUUUAGUUGUCGUGAAAUUGGAUGUACGUUUAAGAUUGGUACCGAGUGUGCAUUUCUUGACACAAUUGUAAAGUGUCGGAGUCAUGAUCAUUUGCUUUCUUUUGUGGAAGGAGCAUAUUGUGACGAUAUCCAAUGUGAUGCUUGUCGAAAAUCUUACAAAGAGUUGAAUAAUCAUGUGACAUAUGAAAUUCAUUUGACUCGAUCAUUCCUAUUUCGUUGUAUGGAGUGUGAUUUCAACCUCCACUUUCUAUGUGGUCUAUUGCCAUCUACCAUUAAGUACAAAUACCACAUACACGAGUUGACUCUUGCUGAUUCUAUCAUCGAGGAUAAUUGCCACGAAUAUUGUUGCGAUGUAUGCGAACAAGAAAGGAACCCAGAAUUUCGUAUUUACAAAUGUACCGAUUGCCAAUACACAGCGCAUAUACACUGCUUAAUUCAUGAGAUUUGGAAGGUGAUCAAGAAAAAAGACAACAUCAUUAAUCAUGUGGAGCUCUGGGCUCUGGGAGAAAAUCUAUGGAAAUGGGAAAGUGAAAUGGAAGAGGAUGAUACUAUUUCGACUAAGCAGAAAAUGACACUUAGGGACUUAAUGAAUUGUCUAACCCAAGAAGAAAAAAAGAAGAUGCUCCAACCAUCCUACGAUUAUAAAACAACUUUCUACCAUUACUACAAAACUGCUAAUUCUCGAUUUCAUCAAUUAGGUUCUAUUGAAGAUUUUGACACAAUGAAGGAAUUUUUCCAAGAGUUUGGAAGCUUGAUAACAGACUUUAACAAUGAGCUUUAUUACUACAAUGCUGAAGAAGGUUUGAAAAUAGAUGAGAAAUAUUUGAGGCAAGAGGUUAUUGAAGUGGAUGGUAAGUACAAAGUACCAAAGACAUUGGCUCCUAUUUUGAAAACAUUAAUUGAUAAGUAUGGAGAUCUUGGUGGGGAUUCAAGUUUGACUCCUCAAAUGAAGAGUGUCACUAUAACGGUACUACUAAUUGUGAUCGACAAAAUGUGUAGAACUAAGAUGGAAGAUGUCACAUGGGAUGACCUAAAAGAAUGGUAUUUUUAUCUAGGUGGCAUUCGUAGAAUUACAUAUUUCAAAAUCAAUCAACUCUUGGUUGAUCUAAGAAAAAAAAUAUUCCCAGUGUAUUGGAGCUUUAAAGCAAUUAGAUGUAAGAAACAAGUCGCUGAAAAUCUACAUGACAAGAUUGAAUCUUUAAAGGCUGAAUUGAAGAGAAGCGAGGAAAAUUUGGAGGAACUCGAGAAAAUUGACAUGCAUGAGUUCAUAAACAUUGCUUUGCAAAUGAUGCCAUAGAAGACAGUUGGUGACGAGAUUUUAGGUAACAUAGAAAUUUUAGAAGAAAUGAGUGGCAGAAUUUAUUAGUACUUUAUAUAUAUAUAUAGGAGAAUUUUUUUAUAGGGGUUUCACUUUAAGCCUUACCGAUGAGACUCUCAGUAUUCUUAACCCGUGAAUAGUUUUCGAUGCGAUUUUUUUUAUAUGAUCGUGUAUAUUGUAGCUAUUUAGAGCAUCCUGCAAAUUUUCAGAAAAUUCCGAAUAGUUUACAGUACCGAAAACUAAG